AUGACGUCACGACAUCAUUCUUCUCGUUCCUGCACUCGCUCGCCUGACUUUGAGGCAGGCAUAAGUAUCAAAGUUAUGUCUCGACCACCGCAUCAUGCAAAUGCGACCAGGACGCUUUUUCAGAAUCCAUGGAAGACGCCUGAAGAGCCAGAUGAUAACGCCAUUGAACCGGUAGAAAUCGACUCUCAUCCUCAGUCUUUGACGCAAGAGCCCAGCUGGUUUGGUAGCCUUACGAGUGGCCUACCGUCUGUAUCGUCAUUGCUAUCAAACAUACCUCUCGAGCGGGCAAGAGAUUUAUCAAGUCAUGGGAUUUCACUCACGAAAGUUGUUAAGCCCGACUUUGACAAGUUUUCGAACAGUCGCAAGUCUGUGAAGGCAACUUGGUUGGGUCACGCGAGCUUUCUUGUAGAGCUUCCACCCCAGGAUGACUCAACAAAACCGAUCCGUGUUCUCUUUGAUCCGAUGUUCUCAGAUCGCGCAGGCCCAUCUCAAUGGACAGGUAUUCAAAGGCGUUUGCCUCCUCCUUGUACCAUUGCAGAACUUCCAGAGUUCCAAUUCGUUCUUAUAAGCCACAAUCACUAUGAUCACCUUGACUUACCGAGCAUUCAUGAAAUCGUGCGUACGCGCGGUGACAGCGUCACUUUUCUUGUUCCAUUAGGCAACAAGCAGUGGCUCGUAUCCACAGGGAUUGUGAGCAGCAGAAUAUUCGAAUUGGACUGGUGGGAUGAUAUUACCCUGCCACGGCCUCACUCAACUCUGAAUUCUGACCGAGCGUCUGAACCUGUGGUAUCAGCGUCUAACUUAACAUUCGUUUGCGUCCCUGCUCAGCAUACCAGUGAGAUCGGCCAACGAUAUGGUCCCUUUGAUCUAUCACUUCUUCCAAUUUGGAGAGGUGGCACACUGUCUUUCAUAUCUCAGCUAGGACUACGUCUAACUCACCACCCACUACUCUCGGCAAUGCAUACUUCUCCUUCUGAUGCUAUCUCAAUACAUCGCGAUGUGAGGUCUCGUCAUUCACUAGCUAUGCAUUUCGGGACAUUCGCGGGUAGUGAGACAGAAGCUCUUGAGCCACUCGUCGAACUUGCGCUCGCGCUUCAGAAGGCGGAACUAGGCGAUUGGUGGCAAGAAGGAGGCAUAGGUGCAAUUGACGUUGGUGAGACUGUUGAAGUUCGAUGCGGAAGUGAGAACGAAGAGUCGCGAAGCGGACAGGAUGACGACGGAGCGCCCAUAACACGAUAA
Messenger RNA from Fomitiporia mediterranea MF3/22, 1239 nucleotides. RefSeq names its product Metallo-hydrolase/oxidoreductase. The record is from RefSeq and is a predicted model, not a curated record. The transcript has 5 exons. Lineage: Eukaryota; Fungi; Basidiomycota; Agaricomycetes; Hymenochaetales; Hymenochaetaceae. Gene Ontology annotation, cellular component: cytoplasm; membrane-bounded organelle. Gene Ontology annotation, biological process: N-acylethanolamine metabolic process; N-acylphosphatidylethanolamine metabolic process. Gene Ontology annotation, molecular function: N-acylphosphatidylethanolamine-specific phospholipase D activity. Bases 1 to 1239 code for a protein of 412 amino acids.